Messenger RNA from Mya arenaria, 6760 nucleotides. RefSeq names its product tubulin polyglutamylase TTLL5-like. NCBI's taxonomy places the organism in Eukaryota, Metazoa, Mollusca, Bivalvia, Myida, Myidae. Gene Ontology annotation, molecular function: tubulin-glutamic acid ligase activity; tubulin binding. Gene Ontology annotation, biological process: protein polyglutamylation; microtubule cytoskeleton organization. Bases 150 to 4442 code for a protein of 1430 amino acids. Gene Ontology annotation, cellular component: cilium. The transcript is spliced from 41 exons. The record is from RefSeq and is a predicted model, not a curated record.
GUGCGCCUGCCCGAACCCGUAAACCAUUUUGUCGCUAGUGUAAACAACAAUAAUAAUGAAUUUCAUUUAAUUCGGAUAUAACAUUAAAAUCACAUUAUAUCUAGUUGCUGCUCUCAAUAUGAUGUGACAAUUCUCCCGAUAAAGUCAAAAUGGCGUCUCGAGAUGCUGAUUCUGAUGGGUCGUUCACACCAUCAGAUGGGAGCGACACAGAGGAGAGCUCUCCAAGAGAUUCUGAUUAUGGAAGUGAUGAAGAUAUUCAUAGAUCAAAGAACUCCUUGAACAUACAGUGGACAGGGUAUGCAAGGAAGACCCCAAUUAUUUUGUUUAACUCAGAAGUUGUCUUCAACAAGAGACUCAAUGUGCGCACAGUCGGAGAGCGCUAUCACAUGGCAUACAAGUUUGGCAACUCAGAAUGUAAGAUAGUUCGCACCAUCUUGAACAGCCAUGGUUUCCAUGAGGUACAUCCGAACAGCUCAGACUACAAUAUUGUAUGGACAGGAGCUCAUCUGAAGCCCUUUACACUACGCAGUCUUUCAGAGUUCCAGAAAAUCAACCACUUUCCAAGGUCCUAUGAGCUGACAAGAAAAGAUAGAUUGUUUAAAAAUAUACAGCGCAUGCAAUCCAUAAAGGGAAUGAAGCACUUUGAUAUAAUCCCUGCCAGCUUUGUACUUCCCGGGGAAUACCAGGACUUUUGUACUGCCUUCCUUAAAGACAAGGGACCAUGGAUUGUGAAACCUGUUGCAUCCUCAAGAGGAAGGGGCAUCUUCCUCGUCAAUCAUCCUGAUCAAAUUCCAUUAGAUGAGAACAUUAUUGUGUGUCGAUAUAUAUCGAACCCUCUGUUGAUAGACAGCUUCAAGUUUGAUAUUCGGUUGUACGUAGCCGUCACAUCCUAUGACCCUCUACAGAUUUACCUGUUUGAAGAAGGCCUCACAAGGUUUGCCACUGUGAAGUAUGAGAAGAACAUGCGACACAUGAGGAACCACUGUAUGCAUUUAACCAACUACAGCGUGAACAAGAAAAAUGAUGAAUAUGUCAGGAAUGACGAUGCUGAUGUUGAGGAUUAUGGGAAUAAGUGGUCACUCGGGGCCAUGUUGCGAUACCUUCGUUCAAAUGGCCGAGACACUGCUGCCCUGAUGAUGAAAAUUGAGGACUGUGUAAUUAAGACAAUUUUGUCCGUAGAAUUGCCAAUAGCCACUGCCUGUAAAAUGUUCAUGCCAUUCAAGGGAAACUGCUUCGAGCUGUAUGGGUUUGACAUCAUGAUAGAUGACAACCUGAAGCCCUGGGUAAUCGAAGUCAAUCUCUCUCCCUCCCUCGCCUGUGAUAGUCCUUUGGACCUGAAAAUCAAGGGAAAUAUGCUGUGUGAUCUCUUCAGUUUAACAGGCUUAAUAUGCCAUGAUCCAAUGAUGCGCACAAUGCAACAGAGUAGACGGAAUCAGGAACUCGCAUCCAAAAUGGCCGCAAGAGCAAAGUCAGCAAGGGUUAGAUCUGCUCCAGCAUCUAUGAAACAACGUCCUUCCUCAGCGGGAAGCAUGAAGAAGGGAAACCAGCGCGACCCAGAGGGAAGCACAAACAAGAGUCUAGCAGGGCUGAAUAGCGAUGAAAUACGGAUAUUGCGGCGUGUCAAGGAAGAAGAUUCGCGUAAAGGUGGAUGGGUCAGAAUCUUCCCAACAGCCGAUUCCUGGGACCUGUACUCGAGUUUUCUGCAGUUUACCACAUCAAAUAAUCUCAUGUUACAUCAGAAGCUUUUUCCAGAGAGGCAUAAAAGUGGGUCGACCGCUGUUGUGUCAAGGGGGUCAACUUCCGUGGGAUCAAGAGCCAAAAUUGAUCAACUACACCCAAAACUAACUUUGAGUGCCUACAUUCAACUGGCCAACAAUGCUAGCAAUGUGAAGCCUACAGUCGAGCUUGCCCAAGCCUAUGCCCAGGCGAUGCUGAGAACCAAACGAUAUGAGAGAAAACUGGGAACCAAACGAUACAGGACCCGAAGACGAAAAAAGACAGGACGGCGAGAACGUCGUAAGUUGGUGCAGGGUGUGCAGGAGGAAUCUGGGGAGGAUCAGGACCAGGAGGAGCAGGAGGAGAAUGAGGAUGAGGAGCCACCUAUCACGGAGAGGAAUAUCACAGAGAAGAAUAACCAGAUGUCAAAGAAGAUAGAGCCACCCCCUUCAAGGUCACAGAGUGAAGAAGUCAUACAAAUUGUGCAGGAGAAGACAGACCACAAUGGGCAGAAGAGGGUUGGUGGUCUGGCAUCGCUGGCUCGAAAUCGGGAACCAGAGACCCCUGAUGGAGUGGGGGAGAGUGGAAGGGGAUCCGUGCUGGAGGAAUCUGGGGCUGAUGGGGGAUUGACCCAGGAAAGGACCCCACCCCCACCGCCAUCCCCUCCACCCCAAGAACCAAAGUAUAACGUGGUGGAGCUGUUGACAAAAGGACAUACUCUGAGCAAGGUGCAGGCAAGAACUGCCUUUGCGAUGUAUCUGGUACGUGUACAGCAGCGCCUGAUGGCUGAAAGCAACUCCAUGACACAGGAUGACGUUGAUGGCCUCAAUGAACAAAUGGAUCUUGUGUUGAGGUUUCUCAAGCGUGCUGCAGUUAAUCUACAACAGUCAUUUAAAGUGGUUGUGCCUAGUCGUAAACUGCCCCUGGUUGAUCGAAGACGAAUACUUGCCAAGCAACUCGGAGACUUUGUACACAUUUACAACAAGAGAUACCAUACAGGCAUAGGAACUAGUCAAUGUAUGGCCGGCAUUUUGGAUCAGCUGGACUUCAUUCACAUGAAAAGGCUCUUAGAGACAGAUCAGUUGCGAGCUCGUCGUCAGAUGGAGAAGAAGCACCACAGUCAUUUGAAACGAACUGACAGCAUUGAUGGGCUUGAUGAUGACAAGUUUGACAGAUUUGUUCACACAGCCAGUGAAGGUGAACUCGAAGAAGUGCUUACAACAUACACAAAGAUCAACAAGUCGGCCAGUAUUUUCCUUGGUGGGAAAACUGGGGCAGAGGGGCAGACCAACAGUCAUGUCCCAACUACUGGCAAUUCUAUGCAGCACGUAGGCGCUACUUCGGCAGCUUUGAGAACUGAAUCACAGGCCUCUCUCGGCAAACGCAGGGAUAACUCCGCUUCAGAAAAGGGGUCUGGGACUAGCUCUACAAAAUUAGCCACAGGGUGGGAAGACGUGCCGAAAGCAAUCCAUAGUGUACCAUCAUCAAGUGCAGACCUUAGAUCCCAGGGAUCAAUGACCCCAUCCGGUAGCCAUAGCAACCUUUCACGUACAGCAACAUACAGCACAGGAUCAGCAGCAUCGUAUGCUAAUGCUGUCCAGAUUUACACGCAAAAGUUGUCCACUUUACGACCGAGAUCGGCAACCAGCGCUGCAUCAAAAACAGAUCAAUGCACUCCAACAUCUAUUGAUGUGACAGAUUUAGGCACAGUGGAAAAUACGUCCAAACAAUCAUAUUUCCUGAAGGAGUUAGAUGAGAAGCUGAGAUCUCGUCCGUCCUCUGCCAACAUGGCACGCCCUGUGUCCGCCCAGUCAGCCUAUAGCAGCACCCCUGAUCUCCAGGGAAGGAGAUACAUGAUCAAAUAUGAUCCAUACAACGAAAAAGUGAUAUCAGACGCACUCCAGCGACUCACCAUGCGUCAACAAGCGCGACAAUAUUCAGCUAUUAACAGCACAAGUCUAGUCCCGACAGAUUCCUCCAGUCGUCCCAGCUCUGCCGUCGGGCCUCGGGAAAACCAGCGUAACUGGUCUGCUUACGAAAAUGGUUCUGUUACACAGCAUUCAGGCUCAUCCUAUUCAGGGUCACAUGAUCAGAGAUCACAUGACAGAGGUGGUGGUGAUUCUAAUUAUAACCACCAAUCAGAAACCACCAAGAUCAUAUCUGUAGAGGAACAUGUUACUAAAAAUAGACCCCCCUCAGGGAGUGCUCAAAAACGUGGACAGUCAGCCAUAGAUCUUAAAACCAUUGAUGCUCAAAGGAGAAAGCAAACCAAUAUAAACCUACAAAGUGCCAAUGCGACAUUUAACAGUUUUAUCGGUGAGUCCAGCACAGCCUGGCAUAAUGAUCUAGCACAAGCCUACAGUCAGGUGACCGGUGUAACACCCCAAAACUACCACACUCCAUCACACUCAAGCAAGCAGUAUCAAUUGGUACAGCAACAGAGCCUUAAACAACAGAGCAAGGUGCUUUUGGAGCAGAGCAAAGCCAAACACCAGGCCAUGAUAGCACAAGCUCAUGCAGUACAGAAGUCCCUGAAUCGUCCAGAGUCUGAGAACAGCAUGGUUCCCAUGUACGCCCCUAAACCUCCAAUGAAGCCAAGCUCUAGGAAGGCAGUAAGCGCCCACUACAGUCACAGAGUGCCCAGGAGAAAUGUUCCGGACGAGACAGCCCUUAAUUUCCAGUUCUACUCAAGCACCAAACCAGCUAUGAAUGGAGAGAGCAGAUAAGGAUGGAAGGAGUAGUCCCGCAGAUGGAUAAACUGUGGCCAUGUUGCAGCAUAGGACCGUUUCAGCCGUCUGGUGUUUUUUUCCAGAAUGGAUAAAAGAUGUGAAGCAUUUUAGACACAGAAUCAAAAUGGAUUGAACAAAUUGAGGCAUGACUUUGGUCAUUUUUAUUGAUCAGAUAUAUUUUUUUAAUAUUUUUGAAUUCUUCGAUUGGAGAGUUUUUCAGUCAUGUGACACAUUUACUGAUUGUGAUUGGUUAGUAGAAAGGAACAAAGCACAACAGGUGUGGUAUUUGUGUCAUUGUAUAGUUUAUGAAGGUCUUAGUCAAAAUUUAAAUUGUUUUUGUUUUGGUUUAAUAAUGAUACGUUCAUAACUGUUUUUAUUGGAAAUAAAAUUUUACUUUAAUUUUCUAAACAAUCAUCCUGCAUCGAAAGUUGAUAUUCCACUAUCGUAGUAUCCAAGUUUUGCUGACUGUAACAGUGAUAACAUUUUUAAAAGCUUUAAAAUUUUGUCUUUCAAUUAUUACUCAUUUUUGAAAUUGGUAUUUUUAUGGAACUUUAUUUGACUUAACCAGCAUAAAAAACUUUAAAGAUCUCUCAAGGUUUUGUUUAACAAAAUAUUUUUUUUUUUUUAUUUUGGCAUUGGAUUUUGCUUCCUUGCUUGGGAAAUUUAUUUUUUUUCUGAAGUUUUGCAAAGAAAAUCUAUGUAUGUAUGAAUUGUAUAGUUUUUGCCAUUUUUGUCUAAAAUAGAUGGAUGGGUUGUAGAGCUGUGAUAUUAUUCUAUGUACAUUCUAAGUCAUUUAGAUUUAUAUUAUAUUUUGUGUGGAAGUAUAUAAUUUAUUUUAACCCUUUGCAUGCUGGGUAAAUUGUCGUCUGCUCAAAAAUGUCGUCUGCUUUAUUCUAAAUUUCUUUCAAUUUACUUAAAACUUUGGGGAUACAUUGACUGAAUGGCAAACAGCUUGGAACCUGACCAGGCGCCGAGUUACUCGGUGCCUGGUCUGGUUCCAAGCUGUUUGCAAAGCCUUUAAAAUCGCCAUCAGCAGCCUAAGGGUUAAUUAAGAUUUUUACAAUGUGCUAUAAAUGAAAGGUUUUUAAUUUUGUUUUGAUUAAAAAGCUCGAGAUCAGUUUUGAAAAUAGUUUUAAAGGGGAGAAUAUCAUAUGAAUUAGGUGAUGCAGUUAGUUUGUUAUUAUGGUACACAUUGUAAACAUUGCAUUUUUUUUGUUUUAUUUAAAAAAGAAAUCCUGCCAUAUUCCACAUUCAAUAGUCAAAACACAUAUUUUUCAUGUAUUCUUGUGAUGAAAUUGUACAUUUAUCUUUUGCUUGACAUUUUAGUAUGAUGUGUUUAAGAAUUUUCCCAUGAUUGUUAGAGACACUUGAUUGGAUCAUGACCAUUAGACUUAUUCUUUGUAAGAAAAAAUCAUAUUUGUUCAUUAACUAUGUUAAUUGCUUUCUAAAUAUUUCAACAGGAUAUCAAAAAGGGAAAAGAUAUAUUUAAGAAAAAAUGUCUAUUCAUUUAUGUAAUUUUCAAUAAAACUGAGCUAAUCCGUUUCACAUAUCCUACCAUGACAUGUUACAUUCCUAUAUACAUUUUAUUUAUGAUAAGCUUGUCUGUUUUUAAAACAAAACCAAACAAACAAGUAAUUGUCAUAGCCUUAUUGUUGUCAUCAUUGUCAUCGCAGUGCAAAAUCUUUUACCUCCAGCCAUUACUCUAAAAAUAUCUGAGAGAUGUUAAAUGACUGAGGGCCAAAUGUUGGAACACUGUGAUAAUAAACGCAUGUGUAGCCAGUUCCACACCUGGCUUUAAUACUGGUUCAGUUAUGUCCCUUGAUGAACCAAACAACUUAGACGAGUGUUGGAAACCGUUUGUGGUGCUCUUGUGUUUUUAUUUAUUUUACAAGCAUACAUUAUUUUGCUGUGAUAGGUAGUACUCAGUUUUAAACUCAAAAUGUAUUGUCAAAUUAGACUGUGUUCUAGAUGAUAAAGAUUAGGCUGCAUUUAAUUGGAAUUUGAAUGUGUUAAAAGCUAUUAUAAAAGGCAGAAUGUUUACCUUUUUGUGUAGAUAUAUCAUAUGAAAUUAGAUUAUAGAAUUAUAAUUAUCUUUAUAUAUGCAUGUUCCUGUUGAUUUUAAUAAUUUUAUUUUAAUUAAUUCAAUUGAAAAAAAUUUAAGCAGCCAAAUUGUAAUACAAAGUGCAUGGUAUUUUGAAAGGGAAAACACAGUUUAUUUGUGUCUUGUUUGAAAGUUAUUGCUUAAUAAAUAAAUUCCCUUGAUUGUGAUACCAUUGAAAUUCUAUGUCAUUAAAUGAAUAAAUAAUGAAAAAUGA